UCACUUUACAACCGGCCUAAUCUCCGCCACCUGUGCUCCGUAACAGCAUCCGGGUGUCUAGGUGGGAAGGAGCAGAGGGGAGACACCAGACACUCCAGCCUUGAUGAACCAGAGUCUAUAUUACAUGUUGCACGUUCUGUAUUCUCACUGAUUCACUGAGUAUGGAUAAAGACAGGAGUCACAGGGCUGAGAGGAUAAUAAAUAUCACCCUGGAGAUCAUCUAUCUGCUGACUGGGGAGGAUUACAUAGUAGUGAGGAAGACAUCCGGUGAGUGUGAGACACCCAGCAGCCAUCCCCAUGUGUCAAGAGGACUGAGGAGGACCCAGAGUCCCAUCACGGUGCCCCCACAUCACUCACUGAUACAUGAGAGAAACAAUGACCAGAAGAUCCUGGAACUCACCAACAAGAUCAUUCAGCUGCUGACUGGAGAGGUUCCUAUAAGGUUUCAGGAUGUCACUGUCUAUCUCUCCAUGGAGGAGUGGGAGUAUAUAGAGGAACACAGGGGUCUGUACAAGGACGUGAUGAUGGAGAAUCACCGGCCCCUCACAUCACUGGAUGGACCCAGUAACAGAGAUACCCCAGAGAGAUGUCCCCAUCCUCUGUAUUCCCAGGACUGUACAGAGGAGAAUCACUGGAUCCCACAGGAGGAUCAGGGUGAAGAUUUGACUGAUAUUAAUGUAAACGAUACAGAGGGAGAUGAAGAGACGUAUGUGACUGAUAUAAAGGCAGAAGAUAUAGAGGGAGAAGAAGAGACGUAUGUAACUGAUGUGAAAGCAGAAGAUAUAGAGGGAGAAGAAGAGACGUAUGUGACUUAUAUGAAGGCAGAAGAUAUAGAGGGAGAAGAAGAGAUGUAUGUGACUGAUAUGAAGGGAGAAGAUAUAGAGGGAGAAGGAGAGACGUAUGUGACUGAUAUGAAGGCAGAGGAUAUAGAGGGAAAAGAAGAGACGUAUGUGACUGAUGUGAAAGCAGAAGAUAUAGAGGGAGAAGAAGAGACGUAUGAGACUGAUAUGAAGGCAGAAGAUAUAGAGGAAAAAGAGGAGACGUAUGAGACUGAUAUGAAGGCAGAAGAUAUAGAGGGAAAAGAAGAGACGUAUGUGACUGAUAUGAAGGGAGAUGAAGAGACUUUUGUGAGGGGUGAUCAGCAGUAUGAGGAGAAAAUCCCUACAGAUAUCAGCACUGCAGAUGGAUGUAGCAGCCGGAAUGUCUCAGAGGAACAUCUAAUUUUAUUUCCAGAUGGUGAAAUAGAAGAAAAAAAUGUCACCCAAGAUUCACCAGGAAAAAUCCCUUUUACCCCAGUUAUACAUCCGGCACAUCACCGUGCAGAUACGUCACCUGUUCCCUCUGAUCCUGGGGAAUGUUCCCCUGAUAACUCUGAUAUUGGUGCAUCUAUUACAGUAGUAGAUACAGUGUUUACCUCUACUGUAGAUGCCAAAUGUAUUAUACAGAACACAAAGCGUAUUAUCCAUCAGCCAGAUGAGAAGCCAUUUCCAUGUCCUGAGUGCGGGAAAUGUUUUACACAUAAAUCAGAUAUUAUUAGACAUCAGAGAAGUCACACAGAUGAGAAACCAUUUCCAUGUCCUGAUUGUGGAAAAUGUUUUAAACAAAAAUCAUCACUUGUUACACAUCAGAGAAGUCACACAGGUGAGAGGCCAUUUCUAUGCUCUGAGUGUGGGAAAUGUUUUAAAGAGAAAUCCGUUCUUGUUAGACAUCAGAGAAGUCACACAGGUGAGAGGCCGUUUCCAUGCUCUGAGUGUGGAAAAUGUUUUAUGUAUAAAUCAAAUCUUGUUACACAUCAGAGAAGUCACACAGGUGAGAAGCCAUUUCCAUGUUCUGAGUGUGAUAAAUGUUUUACACAUAAAUCGUCUCUUGUUACACAUCAGAGAACUCACAUAGGAAAGAAACAAUUUCCAUGUCCUGAGUGUAGGAAAUGUUUUACAGUGAAACCAUCUCUUGUUAGACAUCAGAGAAGUCACACUGGUGAGAAGUCAUAUUCUUGCUCUGAGUGUGGGAAAUUGUUUACACAGAAGUCAGCUCUUGUUACACAUCAGAGAAGUCACACAGGUGAGAAGCCAUUUCCAUGCUCUUAUUGUGGGAAAUGUUUUACACAGAAACCACAUCUUGUUGCACAUCAGAAAAGUCACACAGGUGAGGGGCUCUUUCCAUGUUCUGAAUGUGGGAGAUGUUUUAUACAGAAAUCAGAUCUUGUUAUACAUCAGAGAAGUCACACAGGUGAGAGGCCAUUUACAUGUUCUGAAUGUGGGAAAUGUUUUACACAGAAAUCAGAUCUUGUGAGACAUCAGAGAUAUCACACAGGUGAGAAACCAUUUACAUGCCCUGAGUGUGGGAAAUGUUUUGCACAGAAAUCAGCUCUUGUUGCACAUCAUAGAAUCCACUGGGGAGAGAUGCCAUUUCUAUGUUCUGAGUGUGGGAAAAGUUUUAUAUGUAAAUCACAUCUUGUUUCACAUCAGAGAAGUCACACAGGUGAGAAACCAUUUUCAUGUUCUGAGUGUGGGAAAUGUUAUACAAGGACAUCACAUCUUGUUAUACAUCAGAGAAGUCACACAGGUGAGAGGCCAUUUCCAUGUUCUGAGUGUGGGAAAUGUUUUACACGUAAAUCACAUCUUGUUAAACAUCAGAGAAGUCACACAGGUGAGAGGCCAUUUCCAUGUUCUGAGUGUAAGAAAUGUUUUAGAUGGAAAUCAGAUCUUGUUACACAUCAGAGAAGUCACACAGGUGAGAAGCCAUUUCCAUGUCCUGAGUGUGGGAAAUGUUUUAGACAGAAAUUGGUUCUUGUUACACAUCAGAGAAGUCACACAGAUGAGAGUCCAUUUCCAUGCUCUGAGUGUGGGAAAUGUUUUACAAGUAAAUCACAUCUUGUUAGACAUCAAAGAACUCACACAGGUGAGAGGCCAUUUCCAUGUUCUGAGUGUGGGAAAUGUUUUGGACAGAAAUCAUAUCUUGUUAUACAUCACAGAAGUCACACAGGUGAGAGGCCAUUUCCAUGUCCUGAGUGUGGGAAAUGUUUUACACAGAAAUCAUCUCUUGUUACACAUCAGAGAAGUCACACAGGUGAGAAGCUAUUUCCAUGUCCUGAGUAAGUGGAGUUACUCAGGUAGUACUUUGUAUUUUUGCAAGUGAGAAUAUUUUAUUAAAAAAU
Pseudophryne corroboree (corroboree frog) is the source of this 3157-nucleotide messenger RNA. RefSeq names its product zinc finger protein 665-like. Lineage: Eukaryota; Metazoa; Chordata; Amphibia; Anura; Myobatrachidae. Gene Ontology annotation, molecular function: DNA-binding transcription factor activity, RNA polymerase II-specific; RNA polymerase II transcription regulatory region sequence-specific DNA binding. The record is from RefSeq and is a predicted model, not a curated record. Gene Ontology annotation, cellular component: nucleus. The coding region runs from base 162 to 3098 and encodes 978 amino acids. Gene Ontology annotation, biological process: regulation of transcription by RNA polymerase II. The transcript has 9 exons.